Seriola dumerili (greater amberjack) is the source of this 981-nucleotide messenger RNA. It is a transcript of the gene mogat3b, whose product is annotated as diacylglycerol O-acyltransferase 2-like. Gene Ontology annotation, cellular component: endoplasmic reticulum membrane. NCBI's taxonomy places the organism in Eukaryota, Metazoa, Chordata, Actinopteri, Carangiformes, Carangidae. The transcript has 7 exons. Gene Ontology annotation, biological process: triglyceride biosynthetic process. Bases 1 to 981 code for a protein of 326 amino acids. Gene Ontology annotation, molecular function: diacylglycerol O-acyltransferase activity. The record is from RefSeq and is a predicted model, not a curated record.
AUGACUAAAAUAAAAACUCAGUGGAAGGAAUUUUUAGAGGCAAUAAGUGUUCUGCAAUGGGUACUGUCCUUUCUCUUCUUAGGAGUGGCUUGUUACAUCAUGAUCGUGUAUCUUAUGUUUACCUCGUUGUGGCCGCUCUCCACUCUGUACUUCAUAUGGCUGGUGAUGGACUGGCAAACCCCUGAAAGAGGGGGUAGGAGAACAUCAGCUGUGAGGAAGUGGAGGGUAUGGGAGCAUCUCAGAGACUUUUUUCCCAUCAAAUUGGUGAAGACAGCUGAGUUGAAUCCAAACAAAAACUACAUCUUAGGCUGUCAUCCACAUGGUAUCAUGAGCGCUGGAGCCUUUACCUGCUUCAGCACAGAAAGCUGUGGCUUCACUGAGGCGUUUCCUGGGGUGCGACCCUCCCUGGCUAUACUGGCCGGACUCUUCAGGAUACCACUCCUUAGGGAGUACAUAAUGUCUGCAGGCCUUUGUCCAGUCAGCAAACCAAGCCUUGUCCACCUCCUUUCAAAAAGUGGCAAAGGAAAUGCAGUGGUGAUUGUGAUAGGGGGCGCUGCUGAGUCUCUGGCAUCCUCUCCGGGAGUAAACAUAGUGGUUGUGAGGCAGAGAAAGGGAUUUGUCAGGACGGCCCUUGAGUUUGGGGCUGAUCUGGUGCCUGUUUACUCAUUCGGGGAGAAUGACCUGUUUAAGCAGGUGAUUUUCUCAGAGGGCAGUCUGAGUCGGAGGUUACAGGACCUGUUUAAAAGCAUUGUGGGUUUUGCCCCGUGUCUAUUUGUUGGUGAGCGCUUGGCAUUCCUGCCCUACAGGACUCCAGUUACCACUGUUGUGGGAAGUCCCAUCUCAGUCCCAAAGUGUGCUACACCUACUGAGGAGGAGGUUGACCACUAUCAUACACUUUACAUGGAGGCCCUGUCCAAGUUAUUCCACGAACACAAAGUCAGCUGUGGACUGUCUGAAAGCCACAAGCUUCGAAUCAUUUAG